UCACUACUGGCUGUGUGAUACUGGAAAGAUCAACUACUUCUAAGCUCCACUUCAUUGUCUGCAAAAUUGGGAUAACAUAUACACAUUUCACAAGACCAUUACAAGGACCAAGUGAAACAAUGUCUAUGAAAGCCAAAGUGCUGUUCAAAUAUUAGUUAUUGAUUAUAGUGGGUUAGGAGAACGGUGGCCAAAACGAUGAGGAAUACACUAUUUCAAGAGGUGACUUCUAAGACCUAUCUGGGUUUGGUGACAGAUAAAAUUAAAAGCAUAAAUUUGUCUGGCCUGACGAACUGAGGAGGAGCAGCUAGAAGGAGAAAAUGACAAAUUAAUUUGAGGCAUGUAGAGUCUGACACCACAAGACAACUGAAGGUAACUUGGACACUUGGAGCUACUGCUCAAAAAAAUUGCAUAAUGAUUAAAAAACAAACUAAAAAAAUUUGUUUUCUGAGUUAACAGAGUCAGCUUGACCAACCAGUUCCACCUCCUAAGAAUAAUUUUGGGCUGAGAAAGUUAUUUAACUCUUUGAUGCUCAGUUUCUUCAUCUGUAAAAUGGGGAGGAUACUGACUUCAGAAUUAUUAGCAAAAGCUUAAUAAAAGGCAGCUAUUAUUACCAUAAACAUUAUUAUUAGACUGACUGCUCAAAGGAGCAUACAAAGACUAAAACCUAUGAGGAAAUAUUUGAAAUUUGACCCCAUCCUGUUGAAAAACUAAAGAUAACAUUGCUCCAUGCUAAUUCAAAAGGCAGUAUAAAUGAGCAUAACUGUCCCACAGAUUCCAAAAAUAAUUCAGGGGUUUUCUUUCUUUCCUUUUAACUUACGGCUUUAAAAAAAUCUCAAAAAAAGAAAAGAAAUGUGUCCCCAAACAAAUCUUAGCAAAUCAUGAGUCCGACAAUGGGUUAAAUCGACCGACUACGUUAAAUACUUGGGGGGCGUACCUUGGAAGCAAGCUUUGUUUGCCAUUUAUUCGAAAGACACCAAGCCAAAGAGUAAGAGAGUAAAGCCCUACUUGCUGACCACUAAGUAAGCCGACUGUUGAAAAGUCCAGGUGUCCCCACCAAUCAGAAAAUGAAUAAUAAGAAACCAUCAUCUACUUCAUCAUUCUUUUACCUCACACAAGAGAGAGAGCAAGAUCAGAUGUGGGAUAUGAGAGAAGACACACAUCAGCAUCGAAGAUGACACUGAAGGUUUUGGACCGAGGGACUGGAACCAUGUCAUUGCUGUUAGCUGAAAUGGAAAAGACUGGUUGUAUACCCCAGCUGGUUCUACAUGUCUAUACUCAGGCAAAGAAACUGCCAUCAUCUCCACUGUGGACUCCUGGAGCCAAAGCAGAAAAAGUGACGUCUGGCUUGUUCUCCUAAGUGGACGAAAGCAGUCAUUUAUAUAACAGGAAAUGGCAGAAACUGAGGAUUUUGUGGGCCAGGAGCAGCAUCCAGUCAACGACAAUUUAUUUAAAGAACCGAUGAGAAAAAGAAGAAGAUCAGAUCGAGACCAGCGGUUCCGAGCAUUUCCCUCCAUGGAACAAAGCGCCCUUAAGGAAUAUGAAAAAUUGGAGUCACGGACCAGAAGAGUUUUGAGCAACACUUAUCAGAAACUUAUUCAGUCUGUCUUCCUGGAUGACAGCAUUCCAAAUGGAGUCAAGUAUCUUAUAAACAGGCUUCUUACUUUAAUUGAAAAACCAUUAUUGGACCCAAUCUACAUUGGAUUAUUUGGAAGCACUGGGGCUGGGAAGAGCUCCCUGAUCAAUGCCAUCAUCCAGCAAGCAAUGUUUCUACCGGUGUCUGGAGAAAGUAUAUGUACUUCGUGUAUUGUACAAGUGAGCUCAGGCUGCUGUGAGCAGUAUGAAGCCAAAAUCCAUCUUCUCUCUGACCAGGAGUGGAAGGAGGAGCUGAAGAACUUGACUAAACUCCUGCACGAGACGGAGGAGCCGGGCAGAGAAGAGGCAGCUGUGUGGGACAGGGGUGACGCAGUGGAGGAAGCCAUCUGGAAGCUACAGAUGCUUUAUGGAAAUGGGGCGGAAAGAAAGACCUAUGAGGAGUUACUAAGGGCAAAACCCAAAGGGAAGAUCCCCACCUCUAGAGUCAUCACCCUCAAGGCAGAAGAGCCAGGAGAGCUGUCUGUCAAACUGGACCCCUACAUCCGGACUAAGAGGAGAGACUGGGAUGAAGAAUCAGCUGAGACACAAAUCUGGCCCUUGAUAAAACACGUAGAAGUGACUCUUCCCAAAUCAGAGCUGAUUCCAGAAGGGGUCGUGCUGGUGGACAUUCCAGGCACUGGUGACUUCAACACCAAGAGGGAUGAAAUGUGGAAAAAGACCAUUGAUAAAUGCUCAGUAAUCUGGGUGAUCAGUGACAUUGAAAGAGUUUCUGGAGAGAGAGCCCACGAAGACCUUCUUAAUGAGAGCAUCAAAGCCUGCCAACGAGGUUUCUGCAGGGACGUUGCCCUGGUGGUCACCAAGACAGACAAACUCUACUUGCCGGAAUAUCUGAGGGAAAGAAAAAUGGGAAAUCAAGCUAUUCAAAGUCAGCGAGAGGCUGUUUUAGAAAGAAAUGAAAUGAUAAAACUACAAAGGAAUAGAAGUCUCAAGGAAAAACUAAAGAGAAAACUGCCGGCUGACUCCAAGAUCCUGGAAGCCUCAGAUCUGGUGUACACAGUCAGCGCCCAGGAAUACUGGCAGCAGGCUCUCCUCACUGAGGAAGAAACUGAAAUCCCCAAGUUAAGAGCAUACAUCAGGAAAAGGCUCUUGGACAAGAGGAAGAGGAUGGUGACUAAGUACGUGACUGAAGCCUUUGGCCUGUUGCUUCUCACAGACAGUUUCAACUGUACAGAAAACCUGCCGAAUGAAUACUUGCACAUGAGCGGCCUGCGGCGAUUUGUGGAAGAGAAGAUACAGCUGCUGGAGAAGGCCAUUGACCAGUGCUUUGCCCACCUAGCACGACCUCUGCAAGAAGGAGUCAGAAAUGCCAGGACUUCCUACCGACGGGCCCUCGGGGCAUGCCUGGCGAGGAGCAGAGGAAACCAGGGUUUCCACCAGACUCUGAAAGCCGUUUGCCUGAAAAAUGGCAUCUACGCCUCCAGGACUCGCACAAGAAUCGAUUUGAAUGAAGCCAUCACUCAGCCCAUCUAUGACCAGAUUGACCCUGUUUUUGGAGGCAUUUUUAGGGCUGGAACACCCAGCAGUUCAGCUUUGAUGCCUCACAUAGAUGCUUUUAAGCACUCUCUGCAGGAGAAAAUGACAGAAAUUGGGAUAAGAAAUGGCUGGAAAUUGGAUAGCUGCAAAAAAAGUUUCCUGAUCCAGGAGAUAAGCACCAUCCUGGGAGGCCUGGAGGGAUACAUCCUCAGAAAGAAGAGGAGGAUCUAUGAGUCCCUUACUGCCUCUGUUCAGAACGACCUGAAGCCCUGUUACGAAGAGGCAGCUCAGAUCACUGGCAAAAAAGCAUGUGAGAGGAUGAAAGAUGUCAUCAGAAGAGGGGUGGACCGGCAGGUGGCCGAGGGCAUGUUUGAAAGGGCUCAAGAAAGGAUGCAGCACCAGUUUCAACAACUGAAGAAUGGAAUCACAGAGAAGGUGAAGGGCAGUAUCGCCACCAUGCUGACCCUGGCGUCAUCCCAGGGGGAUGCUCUCUACAAGGAGCUUGCAGACGUCAAAAGUGAAUACAAGGAGAUGGAAAAGCUACACAGAAGCCUGAGGGAGGUUGCUGAGAAUGCAGUGCUACGGCGGGGCAUGCAAGACUUCCUCCUGAGAAUGUCCCCCAGCAAAGCUGGACCCCCCAAAACAUAAAUUAAUUCUUGGGGCUUUAGUAUCAAGUGGAUGAGAAAAAAGCCUGGGGCCAAAUAAUUAGAAUUACUCCUGUAAUAAAGAACAUCUCCCAAUCGUGCUUUCUAUACAACAUAAAACUCAAUCGAUCGUUACUUCUGGCAUAAGCGGAUUACUGAAGAACAUCAUUUCAUUUUUAUUCUAUAGCCAAAAGGAGUCAUCUUUUUUAUAGGGUUCUAAAGCUUUAGGGACAAGAAACAUGUGCUUCGCCAAGGAAAAAUAUCUAAACAUAAAAAACUUAAAAGUUAUGGGAAAAAACAAUUGCACAAUAAAGCUUCAGGGAACCAAUUCUAGUUCCCCAUUUUAAUACUGACGAGACUUUUGAGGAAGGAGGCAACUCUGUGCUAUGGGAACAACAUGGGUUUGAGCCAGCCAGCCAGACCCGGCUUUAUUACUUCUCAGGGGCGCUAAUGAAGAUGGGUGCUUCUCUAACGUUUUGAUCUCAGGACCAU
Pteropus alecto (black flying fox) is the source of this 4262-nucleotide messenger RNA. RefSeq names its product nuclear GTPase, germinal center associated (gene NUGGC). The coding region runs from base 1390 to 3774 and encodes 794 amino acids. Gene Ontology annotation, molecular function: GTPase activity. The record is from RefSeq and is a predicted model, not a curated record. The transcript is spliced from 23 exons. NCBI's taxonomy places the organism in Eukaryota, Metazoa, Chordata, Mammalia, Chiroptera, Pteropodidae.